AAGAGAAGAAAUAGAUGAUAUAAUAAUAUUCGUAAGUCGUAACUCCUCCCCCACGACACUUUACUCUUUUUGCCGGCCGAAAUCCAAUCCAAGAAAACAACAAGAAAUGGUGGAAAUCGUAGAAACCACCCCCGAAGAAACACAACCAUUACUAGUAUCAUCACUGCAACACAAAAACAAUAAUGAAGGAGAAAGAAAGCAGGUGAGAACAAAAGUACCAGAGGUGGAGAUCCAUCUGUACCGGAGUGGACAAGGCCCCAUCGAUGUCUUCAAAUCAAGCUUAGGCGGGUGGGAUCAAGAUCAGCUUGAAGUCGCCGACAUCUGUGAUAAAUAUGGUUUCAAAUCUCUUUAUGCUUUCAAUACUUGUGGUUCCGGCAGAGGCGUUCCAAUUCGUUUCAACCUUAAAAACGGCCGCUCUAUCCUUCCGUACAAAGAUGGCUCUGUCAUCUAUGUCGACGGAGAACCCAAGGACUCGUUGAUAAAGCCAAUCACCAGGAUCUUAUUAGGAGUUGCAGUAAUAACCGUAAUGAUAGUAUUGGUUAUGAAGGAGACACCAGGAUGGGCGAAGAAGUUGAACUUCACAGGCAUCAACUUAAACUUCCCUCCAUGGGUCCUAGCUUGUGUGGUUAUAGUUUUCACCCGUCUGAGGAAAAGAACCAAGGAUUUCUUUGCAAAGCGUCACUGAUUUUAGUCAUCCAUUUGGGGUCCAUACCAUCAAAUCUAACUACAGUUUUCAUAAGAUGAUUCUGUGAUAUAUUUUGUGGUUUUGCUUGAAAAAAUCCUUGUUUUUAUAAUUUAUUAUGCAGUUUUUUGUUA
This is a messenger RNA of Erigeron canadensis, 816 nucleotides long. RefSeq lists its product as uncharacterized. The transcript is spliced from 2 exons. The record is from RefSeq and is a predicted model, not a curated record. NCBI's taxonomy places the organism in Eukaryota, Viridiplantae, Streptophyta, Magnoliopsida, Asterales, Asteraceae. The coding region runs from base 107 to 685 and encodes 192 amino acids.